Etheostoma cragini (Arkansas darter) is the source of this 5296-nucleotide messenger RNA. RefSeq names its product sodium-driven chloride bicarbonate exchanger-like. Gene Ontology annotation, molecular function: solute:inorganic anion antiporter activity; sodium:bicarbonate symporter activity; monoatomic anion transmembrane transporter activity. Gene Ontology annotation, cellular component: plasma membrane; basolateral plasma membrane. The record is from RefSeq and is a predicted model, not a curated record. Gene Ontology annotation, biological process: regulation of intracellular pH; bicarbonate transport; monoatomic anion transport. The coding region runs from base 424 to 3993 and encodes 1189 amino acids. NCBI's taxonomy places the organism in Eukaryota, Metazoa, Chordata, Actinopteri, Perciformes, Percidae. The transcript is spliced from 28 exons.
AAUUGAGUAAUACGCAUGGCCACUGAAAUAUCCUGUUACAAGAGGGCCUACACUCAUUUCGAAUAAAACAUUCCCGUAUGUCUGUUUGUGUGGCUAUAAAUCAACGUUCAUGGAGGAAUAGCCCUCACAAAUGCAUUUCUAUAUAAAAGUAUGCGCACGGCGGCUCCGCGUGUCACUUGUGCGCCUCAUCAUCGCCGCGUCCAGGGUUGAACGUGUGUAAUAGGAAGCACUGCCUCCCUCCUUCAUGCGUAAAUUAUGUAGGGCAGGACGGGAACGCUGUGCUACCUCCAUUUGAGAAAACCCGGCCGGUGAAUGUGAGAGGAAAAAAAGGGGAAAACUCAAAAAGCCGUCUUCAACCACCGUUUGACAGAAGCGGAGCAGCGCAUCACGACUUGACUACAGUGAAGCCAAGUAGAAGAAAAGAUGGACAUCACGGAUCAAGGAGCUCAGAUGGAGCCGCUCUUACCAACGGAACCAAGUUCCCAAGAAAAUAAAGAUGUGAGAACUGAUGAGGAGGCAGUGGUGGACCGUGGGGGCACACGCUCCAUGCUCAACACCAACUUUGAGAAGGAAGAACUGGAAGGUCACCGCACGCUCUACAUUGGGGUUCACGUUCCUCUGGGCAGGAGGUCGCACCGACGUCACCGUCACCACGGACACAGACACAGGAAGAGGUCCAAGGAGAGGGACUCCACAACUGAUGAUGGAAGAGAAUCCCCCUCACACACAGACACACCAGCUCAGAGGGUGCAGUUUCUGUUGGGGACAGAGGAUGGCGACGAGGAACACAUCCCCCACGCCCUGUUCACCGAGCUGGACGAAAUCUGCCUCAGGGAGGGUGAGGACGCCGAAUGGAAAGAGACAGCCAGGUGGCUUAAGUUUGAGGAGGAUGUUGAGGAUGGUGGUGAGCGGUGGAGUAAACCCUACGUAGCCACUCUGUCUCUACACAGUCUUUUUGAGCUUCGCAGCUGCAUCAUGAACGGCACUGUGAUGCUGGACAUGAGGGCCAACUCUCUGGAGGAGAUUGCAGACAUGGUUCUGGAUCAGCACGAGUUGUCGGGCCCUGUAGGUCAGGAUGCCAGGAUGAGGAUCCGCGAGGCCCUGCUCAAACAGCACCACCACCAAAAUCACAAGAAACUGGCCAACCGCAUACCUAUAGUACGCUCCUUUGCUGAUAUUGGCAAAAAGCAGUCUGAGCCUCAUUCUAUGGAUAAGAAUGUAAUUGGCCUCUAUUAUCAAACCAUAAAAUCUCACAAGUGUUUGGCUGAACUCCCCAAGUAUACUCCACCCAGCAAAGCCUUUUCCUGUGUGGCAUGGCCACGGUGUGUGUGUUGCGCAUCACGUCUGUCCACCCCUCCAUCACCUUUGAGCUCCUCCAGGAGCCGUGGCUACAUGAACCCAGACACGCCCUUUGGCAAUGCCACCACCAAACACCUUAGUGUUCUUCAAGCAGUUGCACAAGGCUACUGUCCCGUCGCACAUGAAGAAACAGAGCAGGAAAUCUGCACAGGCCAAACGGUCUCACCUCAGUCCCAGCCAGCUAACAAUGAAGGCAAACAGGACGUCAGUCGAGAGAACAGUGCUGUCGAUUUCAGCAAGAUUGACCUGCACUUCAUGAAGAAGAUCCCUCCUGGUGCUGAGGCAUCUAACGUUCUGGUAGGGGAGUUGGAAUUCCUAGACCGCCCUGUGGUGGCCUUCGUUCGCCUGGCUCCUGCUGUGCUGCUCAAUGGUCUGGCUGAGGUUCCCAUCACCACCAGGUUUCUUUUCAUCCUGCUCGGCCCUCUGGGAAAAGGUCCACAGUACCAUGAAAUUGGUCGGUCUAUUGCUACCCUGAUGACUGAUGAGAUUUUCCAUGAUGUGGCUUACAAGGCCAAAGACAGGAACGACCUGGUGGCAGGCAUUGAUGAGUUUCUGGACCAGGUGACAGUCUUACCUCCUGGAGAGUGGGACCCUUCCAUCAGAAUAGAGCCUCCCAAAAACGUGCCCUCUCAGGAAAAGCGUAAGAUUCCCCCUGUUCCCAACGGAGUGACAGAUCUUGGAGAGUCGGAGGAACAUGGAGGGCACGGUGGCCCUGAGCUCCAGCGCACUGGGAAGUUUUUUGGCGGGUUCUUUAUGGACAUCAAGCGAAAGGCUCCUCACUACCUUUCUGACUACACAGAUGCCGUCAGUCUGCAGUGUCUGGCCUCCUUCCUCUUUCUCUACUGCGCCUGCAUGUCACCUGUCAUCACCUUUGGAGGACUCCUGGGUGAGGCUACAGAGGGACGUGUGAGUGCUAUUGAGUCACUGUUUGGAGCUUCCAUGACUGGAAUAGCCUACUCUAUUUUUGCCGGUCAGCCCCUCACCAUCUUGGGCAGCACUGGGCCUGUUCUUGUCUUUGAGAAAAUCCUUUUCAAGUUCUGCAAGGAUUAUGGCCUAUCCUACCUCUCCCUGAGGGCCUGUAUUGGCCUGUGGACCGCCUUCUUCUGUCUACUGCUGGUGGCCACGGAUGCCAGCUCACUUGUCUGUUACAUCACACGCUUCACUGAGGAAGCGUUCGCCUCGUUGAUCUGCAUCAUCUUCAUUUAUGAGGCUCUGGAGAAGCUGAUCCACCUGGGGACGCACUACCCUAUCAAUAAAAACAACAACCUUCAGAAACUAACACAGUACUCGUGUGCGUGUGUGGAGCCCAGCGACCCCAGCAAUCAGACUCUGCAGUACUGGGAGGAGAGAAACAUCACGUCCUCCCAGGUCAACUGGACCAUGCUGGAAGUCGAUGAGUGCGAGACGUUUCACGGGGAGUUUGUUGGCAGCGCCUGUGGUCCCCACGGCCCCUACAUCCCUGACGUCCUCUUCUGGUGUGUGGUCCUCUUCUUCUCCACCGUCUUCUUGUCCGCCUUCCUGAAGGAGUUCAAGACAAGCCGCUACUUCCCCACCAAGGUGCGGGCCAUAAUCAGUGACUUUGCUGUCUUCAUCACCAUCCUUAUUAUGGUUCUUGUCGAUUAUGCUUUGGGGAUCCCCUCACCUAAAUUACAGGUCCCCAACAAGUUUAAACCAACCAGGGAUGAUCGUGGCUGGCUUAUAAACCCUGUGGGGCCCAACCCCUGGUGGACCACCAUCAUCACCUUCAUCCCUGCUCUGCUCUGUACCAUCCUCAUCUUCAUGGACCAGCAGAUCACAGCCGUCAUUAUCAACAGGAAGGAGCACAAACUAAAGAAAGGCUGUGGAUACCACCUGGACCUGUUUGUGGUGGGGGUGAUGUUGGGCGUGUGCUCGGUGAUGGGCCUGCCGUGGUUCGUGGCAGCCACUGUGCUCUCCAUCUCCCACGUCAACAGCCUGAAGCUGGAGUCGGAGUGCUCGGCCCCCGGAGAGCAGCCCAAGUUCUUGGGCAUCCGAGAGCAGCGCUUCACCGGCCUCAUGAUCUUCACCCUGAUGGGCUGCUCCGUCUUCAUGACUUCUGUGCUAAAGUUUAUUCCCAUGCCUGUGCUUUAUGGAGUCUUUCUGUACAUGGGGGCUUCUUCACUCAGAGGCAUUCAGUUCUUUGACCGUCUGAGGCUGUACGGCAUGCCGGCCAAACAUCAGCCAGACUUCAUCUACCUUCGUCAUGUCCCGUUGAGGAAGGUGCACCUCUUUACCAUCAUCCAGCUCACCUGCUUGGUCCUGCUCUGGGUCAUCAAGACCUCCAAGGCUGCCAUUGUAUUCCCCAUGAUGGUCCUGGCCCUGGUGUUCAUUCGUAAGCUGCUGGACUUUGUCUUCACCAAGAGAGAACUGAGUUGGCUGGAUGACCUGAUGCCAGAGUGGAAAAAGAAGAAAUUGGAGGAUGCAGCGGAAGAGGAGGAGCACAGUAUUAUUGCAGAGGAAGAAGGCAUUGUACAAGUGCAAAUGGAGGGACCCUACAAGAGUGACCCAGCCACAGUGAACAUCACUGAUGAGAUGUCUAAAGGAUCUUUCGGAGGUGUGUGGAAGAGUGUCAGCCCUGGUGAGAAGGAACCAAGCGCUAAAAGCUCCCCUUCCUAACCUCUCAGAAGCUGAUAUAUCCCAACGCUGUGGCGGUGAAAAGCGACACAAGCGCCGGAAGCAUGAGAAGAGCUUGGACAGGGAGACAAGUUUGUGAUGACAUGUACUGGCAGUGCCACUGAGCUGUCUUAUCAAUAGAUCAAAAAACAAAAAAACUGUACCGUGCCACACACAACCACCUUUGUUCUGUGCUACACUGUGUUUUUGUCAUGUAAGUCUGUGUGCAAGUUGUGUAAAACAAAGAAUUUGUUAGAAAUAGUAUAAACACAGACUCAUGUGUGUUCUUUUUCUAUGUAUAUCAAUGUUUGGUGAUACAAGCGCACGGAAAGAAGUCAGAAAUAUAUGACACUGACAAUAACUGCUGUGUCCAUGGGCCAACAAAUUUUGAACAAUUUUUAAAUUUACUUUAUUUGUAUUUUGUAUUUUUUUAUAUUUUUCCAACCGUUGUGAGUUGUCCUUUUAAAAACCUGCCACAGCAAACUGCCUAUGUGUGGGUUUUGUGUGCAGUAUUUAAUGCCGCUAUUGACUUGAUGCACCUAAAAAUUAAAUCUUUGCCAAUAUUAGUCUAUUUCAUGGCACUUAACAGAGUUGGCUAUACAGCAAAUCUAUUCAUUUUUUGAAAGUAUUAUAUAUACAUUUUAUAUAUUCUGUAUAUCUAAAUGUUUUUGUGACAGUGACAGCUCAUAUCACGCCAGAGUCUUCUCCAUCGCUAUUUUACAAAUAAAUGUCUCUCCUCCAGUAAAGCAUGUCCCCAAACGAGUUAAAGGAAUAGUUUGGCAUUCAGGGAAAUACCCUUAUUUGUUUUCUGUUAGAGGAGAAGAUCAAACAAAAACACAAAUGUAAAAACCUCAUGUUUAGUUGCGAUUUCUUGGAGCUAGCAAUAGCGUUAUAUUUAGCAUACAGAAUGAGAGAAGAAAUUGGUCUUUUCAUCUAACGCUUGGCAAGAAAGAGAAUAAGGAUAUUAACCAAAAAUGGUUAAUGGUUAACCAAAAAACUAUUUCCUUGAGGAAAGUUCACUUUGGGGGCAGUUUAUUGGAAAACAUUUUCAAGCCAGCAUUCCUGCAUAUUUCGUAACUUUCAGUACAUGUACUUUAGCUACUUGGCCUUGGCUUUUUAAAAUCUCAACACAUUAGCAAAUGCAGACGUAGGGUGAUUGUUCAGAAAAAUCUGUUUUCCACCUGCAUACUCUUUCCCAUCUUGUCAGUAAGUGUCAUCCAUGGACAUGUGAUCUCCUAUCCAAAUGACCCUCGAUGUGUUAGCAUCUGAAGCUAAUUGUUUAAAAAAAAAAAACACCAAAACACCU